GGCUGCACAGGGAGGAAGUGAAAGUGUCCGCCUACAUAAAUAAGCCACAGAGCAGUCCCAGCCCACAUACGGACCCCAACUUGCCGCUGUCCACUGCACCCACAGCGCUGGCCGCACACUCAGCCCUCUACCACAGCAAUGGCUCAGUCACUGGCCCUGAGUGUCUUUGUCCUGGUCCUGGCCUUCUGCACCCCCUGGACCCAAGGCAGUGAUGGAGGGGCACAGGACUGUUGUCUCAAGUACAGCCUAAGGAAGAUUCCUGCCCAGGUUGUGCGCAGCUACCGGAAGCAGGAGCCAAGCUUAGGCUGCCCCAUCCCAGCUAUCCUGUUCUCACCUCGGAAGCGCUCUCAGGCAGAGCUAUGUGCAGAUCCUAAGAAGGCCUGGGUGCAGCAGCUGAUGCAGCGUCUGGACAAGCCACCAGCCCCACGGAAACAAGUCCCAGGCUGUAAGAAGGAGAAGGGGACCCCCAAGUCUGGCAAGAAGGGGAAGGGCUCCAAAGGCUGUAAGAGUGGUGUCUACAGUUCCCCUUCGCAGAUUGUGUCCGCUUCUGAUCACCUGAGCAGGCGGCGCCAAUUUCGAUUGAGAAUAGUUCAUCCUCCUCGCCAAGCGAGAUGCCAAACUCCACUUGGCAGUGAGAUGCUCAUUGCCCUGCUCCGCCACCAGGAGGCAGCACUGUCGCAGCGGUCCUCGGCCCGCUAAUGGCAAACAACAGGCUAGUGGAUUGAAUUUUCUUUUCUCAUUUCCUUCAUCUUUCUGGAACCAGUUUCCUUUAAUUAGUUUUAUAUUUGUGCCUCAUAUAUGCCUCAUGAUAGGCCAGAGGUCUAGAAUUUUCCUGUGCCCACUGAUGAGCCAGCCAAACACUUUUUCCGUGUCCGGGCUAAUGCAUCGCGCCCAGCAUCGCGUCCGGCACAGAGGCUCUCAAUAAAGUUCCACUGAAUAAAGAAACCUUUUGUUAAAGUUGGCACCGUCAUUAAGUGGCUUAAGGAAUCAAUCGGGUGCAGGUUAUGUGGCCGCUGUGCUGGGCCUGGAUAACGGCCGCCAGAGGACUUCCGAGACCCACGCUGUCCGCAGGUCCCACAGCCCGUCUGCCCUGCGCACGCCCGGCCCACACGCUCGACUUCGGAACCCGAGGAGGCAUGGAGCGGGGAGAGUCCCAGAGGCGGUCCCAGGCCCAGGGACUUUGGGCCCAACGCCCAUCCCAGGCUCUCUGAGCAGCCCGCCCGCUCAGGGUCGCGUUCCGGCCCUGCGAGAGCAGCAAUCCAACCCCACUCCAGAGCGUCCCCCCCCACCGCCACCCCUCCGCCGCAGCCACGUCCCACCCCAAAGCCCCUCUUCCCAGGCUGGGGCGCCCUCUGCGGGCUUGGGAGGGGAACACAUCCGGCGCAUACACAUGUGAACACACCGCCCUGUACACCACACACACAGAGGGGUGAUGGGCAAACCAGUUAUGCACGGCCCCACGGACACUUGAGAUACCCACAUUCAGCCAUUCAACAAACACUAAGCAUCUAGUUGAGGUCCUCUGUCCAUAAUCAUUCACAGCCCUGAUCUCCCACCCCUGCCACAGACUUGUUUGACUUCCCAGGCCCAGCUGCUCCCUCCCCUCUCCCAGUGACUAAGUGCCCUGCACCCAAGAUCUCUGACCCCUGGGGUAUGAAUUUGGUCAGACCAGGGAGCAUGAAGGUGGGCAGGCUCCCUGGAGGAGAGGAGGGCUAGGUUGGGCUGGGCUGCUCUGAGCUGGGAGGAGAUUUGACCAGGGUUCACACUGAACUAGAAAUUCCAGAAAGGCGAUUUGGCUGGGAAGAGGGUGGACUAGGGGAAGCAGGUAGCACAGUGAGGGCUCUGUGUGUGUGGUCAGAAACUGUUUCCAACUCAGUCCUUGGCUUCUGAAACACCCUCCUUGGAUCAUCUAAACCACAGGCUGGGGAGGGGGUGCUUUCACCUUCCACCCUCAGAGCCCACAGGGUACUGAUAUGACAGCCCCUCCUUCUGAUUCUUCUUCAUCAUCACCGUGAUCUAUCAGUGUUGGGGAGCUUCAGGACUUGAAUGGGCCUCUUCUAUCUACACUCACUCACUCCCUUGGAAAUCUCAUUGUCUUAUGGUUUUAAAUACCAUCCAUAUGCUCCCAAAUUUGUAUCUUAUUCUAGAAUCUCUCACCGAACUUCAGAUCCAUAUUACCAGCUACCUACUUAACAUUUCCACUUAUAUGUCCCAAAUGCAGCUUCAUCUUCACAAGUCAAAACAAA
Molecule: messenger RNA, 2246 nt
Organism: Manis pentadactyla (Chinese pangolin)
Lineage: Eukaryota; Metazoa; Chordata; Mammalia; Pholidota; Manidae
Gene: CCL21
Product: C-C motif chemokine ligand 21
Exons: 4
Coding region: 139-699 (186 amino acids)
Biological process (GO): cellular response to tumor necrosis factor; monocyte chemotaxis; positive regulation of GTPase activity
Cellular component (GO): extracellular region
Molecular function (GO): chemokine activity; CCR chemokine receptor binding
Source: RefSeq, a predicted model, not a curated record